AUGAAGUAUGAAACUGCGUUGAUUACCCUCGCGGGUCUCGCCUCAGCCCGCGAGAUUAGCCUCUACACGCGGAAGGUCUCGAAGCGCGAGGUUCCUCAGGAACAUUCGCACGAGCCCAUCCUGCGUGCUGUCAACACUGCUCUGCAACUCAACAACCCCUUGGAGAUUCAGGACACCGUUUUCGCCCUGCUUGGAAACAAGGCGGCGGCGGAGGGUGCUCCCAAUGUCGCCAACUUGGACUGCCUGCAGCAGAUCAUUGCCGACCAAGCCUUCACCAACGCGAAGGCGGCCGGCGAUGUUGACGCCCAGGCCCAAGCUAUCCUGUUCCGCGCUUUGGAACGGAACACGGGCUCCGUCGGUCUUGCCAGCGUGCUUUGCAACGAGACUGCGGUGAACCCUGAGAUUGCCAACAUCCAGCAGCACCAGGAUCCCGCCUCUGCCGAGGCCGCUGGCAAUGCGGACAUCGAGCUGGAGGUUGCCAAAUCUCUGGCUUCGAUCGGCGCCGACCCUCUGCUCGCGUUGAACAGCGCUACGUUCCCCCCUGGCGAGAUUGGCGACCCAACCGCCGCAGGCAACACUUGCGACGAUGCCAACGAUGCCAACGGCUGCAUCUUCACUUUGAACCUUCUUACGCCGGCCACCACCGAGGCCGAUAUCAAGGCCGCUGUGGCCAAUGUCGCCGCUGGUAGUGCCGCCGGAGCUGGCGCUGGUGCUAACGCUGGUGCUGCUGCUGGUGAUGCCUGCGCAGCCCCCGCCGCAAACGCCACUGCCGGAGCCGCCGACGCUUCCGCCAGCACCGCCGCCACCGGCACCGUCAACGUGCAAGCUUUCACCGGCUCCCUCGGGGGUGUCGCGCCCGCGGUUGAAAGCACCGCCGGCUCCGACCGCCCCUUCUCCGUCAACGGCGCAACUUUCACGACCGCCAACGCGGCCCUCCAGCGGUCAUGCUCCGUCCAAAAGAACGCCUGCGCGAACGCCGCCAACUCGGGCCAGAUCGAGGGCGGCACGGCCCAGUGCGAGGCCCAGGAGGCCGAGUGCAAGGCCGCCAGCGCGGUCAAGCGUGUCCGCCGCUCGUCGCUGUCGCGUCGCCAGGCUGGCGCUCUUGACUUUGGUGACUGCAGCAACCCGGCGAUUCAGUUCGCUGAGGGCCUUGAUGGGCGCAAGGAAGCCAGCUUCCAGAAUGUUGAUAAGUCCAGCUUCAACCACGGUUCUGCCCUCAAGAUUGGGGUCAUCGCCGACUUUACGUGCUCGCAGCUGGCGAGCUCGUGCAAGGCGGCUGAUGAGACGGUGCAGGCUUGCAAGCAGGCUGCGUCGGCUGCUUCGGCGGCUACCGGUCAGGCUGCGGCUGAUGCGUUCAACUCGGCUCUUGGUGUUGCAGCUUAA
Messenger RNA from Dichotomopilus funicola, 1383 nucleotides. RefSeq lists its product as uncharacterized. Lineage: Eukaryota; Fungi; Ascomycota; Sordariomycetes; Sordariales; Chaetomiaceae. The transcript is spliced from 3 exons. The record is from RefSeq and is a predicted model, not a curated record. The coding region runs from base 1 to 1383 and encodes 460 amino acids.